AUGGCGAUUGGCCGAGCACCGCCCCCAGGUUUGGCCAGGGCUAUGAGGCGCGAUGCGGUCAACAAAUUGGCCACCGAGUCGGGCAAGUUUCCGCCCAAGAUGGUGUUAACCAGGGCGUGCAAAUGGGUGCUGACCAGUGCAUUUGUGAUUGCCGAGUCGCGCAAAUGUUCAAAUGUCAUCCCCGACGGCCCCGCCCCAACUCCAUUUUCGCAUCUGCCCAACAUUUUAGCGAAGUCCGCGUGGGCGAUAGAAAGCGUUGACCCCUCCGGCGUCGGCCAGAUCACCUCCUCGUCAGCAGCACCGUGGGUGCUUCUAGCGCAGUUCCUCCAGGAUUUCGGGGCUAGGCCUGUGCCAUGGCUCAAGUGGCGUGUUGACUGCAGCUACCGUGUCCAGCCACCCGUGCCGCUGCUUGGUAUCCGUUCUCCGGACCUCCGCCAACUCCGCUUCCCGUCGUCUGAUCCGUCCUGCGGCCUCCCCGCGACUCCGAUGGUGAUUGCUGGAGCGCCUGAGCCGUCGCCAGAGCGCGCUGCCGCCUGGUCGGCAGUCGUCGCCAAACCUCGGUCGGAGCCCGAAAAGGCGACCACAGCGCCGAAGCCUCCUGUAGCGCCGGCUCCGAAGCCCGCGAUAGCAGUCGUUGAAAAGACUCUUCCCCCCGUACCCGUGGCUCCUCUUGGCGUGGGUGUGGCUGGCCCGUCUGCUCCUGUGGUCGCUCCGCCCGUUCCGCUAGCUGCUCUUGUCCCCCUUGCUUCUGUUGCCCCGACGGCGUCUGCUCCUGCCGGGGGACUUGCCGGUCUCCCUGAUCCUGUACCUGGCGCGUUCGCUGUGCCGGCUGCUUCGGUCCCCGACGUGCCUGCGCCGGCGUCUGCUUCUUCCCCGAAGGCGGCGUCCGCCACCACUGUCGGCCCGGCCCCGAUGGGGCCCCGCGGGGCCUUCCGCCCGCCUGUGACAAUGGCGGAUCUCCAGCGGGAGGUGUCACGGGCUGUGCGCGAGGAGGGGGCGUCGCAAAGCCAGAGCAGCUCCCUGCGGGCCGUGCCGGCGCCCGUGGCUCCUCGUCCGACCGCGCCCCCUGAGGUCCCUCCGCCAGCUGCUGCACUUCCGCCACCCGUUCUCGCUCCGUCUGCUCCAUCUCCGUCUGUAGCGGCGGCUGCUCCCGGCGCUCGUCUGCAUCUGCCGCCGGUUCCGCCUGUUGCGGGGGUGGAGUUUGUGGCCGCGGGUGGAGACGCGGCGGCGGCUCAGUAUGCAGCUGAUGAGCCGCUCCAGUUCCUGGCGGAGGCGCUUCAGCCUCCGCAGACUCGUGUUCCCCAGUCGACUCUCGGUCAGCUCCACCGCCUCGCCGAGAGUCUCCACGCGUUGCUGAUUCAAGUUCUUGCUCACUCCUCUCUCCCUGUGAUCCCUCCUGAGUCGUUCCGCGACCGUCCGCGCGAGACUUGCCUGGAUGCGGCGGACCAGCUCGCAGUGCUGCUGGCGCCCGUGCUGGCUGCGCCCGCGGAGGGUGGCGCUGCUGAUGUGGGACAGCUGGACGAGGCUGUCCGGAGCUUGAAGCAGCACUUGCGCGCAGGAUCUGGAGCCGCGGCGAUCGGCGCAAGCACGCUUGUGGUCCGGGAGCUGUGGCGCUCCCUGACGGGCGUUCUUCACGCCCUUGGAGCUCACCGCAUGUAG
Messenger RNA from Closterium sp. Yama58-4, 1659 nucleotides. Lineage: Eukaryota; Viridiplantae; Streptophyta; Zygnematophyceae; Desmidiales; Closteriaceae. The record is from the annotation of a GenBank genome assembly.